AUGGCCAAGGAAGGCAUUGCUGCUGGAGGUGUCAUGGACAUUAGUAGUGCUUUACAAGAGGUGUCAAAGACUGCCCUCAUCCACGAUGGCCUAGCAGAUGGAAUUCACAAAGCUGCCAAAGCCUUAGACAAGCACCAAGCCCAUCUUCGUGGGCUUCUAUUCAACUGUGAUGAGCCUAUGUAUGUCAAGUUGGUAGAGGCCCUUUGUGCUGAACACCAAAUCCACCUAAUUAAGGUUGAUGGCAACAAGAAAGUAGGGGAAUGGGUAGGCCUCUGGAAAACUGACAGUGAGGGAAAACCCCGCAAAGUGUUUGGUUGCAGUUGUGUGGUGGUUAAAGACUAUGGUGAAGAGUCUCAGGCCAAGGAUGUCACCAAGGAAUACUUGAAGAAAUGA
Neomonachus schauinslandi (Hawaiian monk seal) is the source of this 393-nucleotide messenger RNA. Its product is annotated as 40S ribosomal protein S12-like. The coding region runs from base 1 to 393 and encodes 130 amino acids. Lineage: Eukaryota; Metazoa; Chordata; Mammalia; Carnivora; Phocidae. Gene Ontology annotation, cellular component: ribosome; cytosolic small ribosomal subunit. The transcript has a single exon. The record is from RefSeq and is a predicted model, not a curated record. Gene Ontology annotation, molecular function: structural constituent of ribosome. Gene Ontology annotation, biological process: translation.